CACCUUUUGCAGGCCUAAACCGGGCCCCAAAGCCAAGAGCCCCGGAUUUUCCACGCUUCGAUGGCUGAAGGUGUCGAUGCAAGCGCUUCCGAAGCGCGGGACAUCGAUGCCGCGGCCAAGGCCAGCGACGCACUGCCCGAGAGAACAGACGGUGAUGCCGGCGCCCUGAGCGUGAGCCAAAGGCUUCGCGCUUCGGGUCCUUGAUGACCUCCGCCUCGAGUCUCAGGCAGAAGGCAAGCCCCUUCCUGAGCAAGGCGCGGCAGGCCAUCGUGGAGGAGGCCAAGCUUUUGUCGGAGGACGCCAAGGACAUCGCGGGAGGCGUGCGCGAGGGCAUGCAGCUCACCCGCCAGGACUUGAAGGCCUCCACCAAGGGCUGGCGCAGCGCCUUGGGCGCCAAACUCCGCCGGGAGCCCAGCCCCGAGGCAGCGGCCAGCGCUUCGGCCCAGUCCGAGGACCGGCCCAGUGGAUUGGAGGCGAUGAAGCAAAACCUGGCCAACACUGCCCGGGAUGUGUCCGAGCUUCGCCAGGAAGUCAUGAACGAGGUCCGGCUCAGCGUGAGCGACCUCCGGCAGGUCACCCAGCAGGUGUGGAGAGGUUCAGAUGCCGCCGACGGCGAGGAGUCGCCCAAAGAGUCCAAGGGCCUUGACAAAGUCAAGGCGGUUUUCCGGAAGGCGGGGGACCUGCGGCGGAAGGAGCCCUUUUGGCUGCUGCCCUCCACCCAGGCGAACUACGUGCAGCUGCAGCGAGGUGAGUCCAAGGCCGAAAAAGUGCGCUCCCUCGGGGGCAAGCUGAAGGGCAGCCUCGCCAAGAAGAGCCGCGAGGUGAGCAGCAACGUGGCCAGCUUUGCCCAGGACAUCCGGCAGAAGCGGGAGGCCUGGAAGGAGAAGGGUGACCAGCACGAGGAGGAGCCGAGCGACCUGGGGGACUCCAUCUUCGCCAUCGGCUCCGAUGAGGAGUGGGACUCCGAGACCGAGGGCUCCACAGAUGCGAACACGGCCCCGAGCAAGGGCGGCCGCGUGCAGUCGGAGGAGGAGGCGACAGAGCUGUCAUAGCUGGACAGGCUUUGAAGUAGCCCUAUGGGUUGCUAGGUCCCCCAGUAGCGCCCUUUGACCA
Effrenium voratum is the source of this 1113-nucleotide messenger RNA. Lineage: Eukaryota; Dinophyceae; Suessiales; Symbiodiniaceae. The record is from the annotation of a GenBank genome assembly.